GAUUUGUGCGGCCAGCUGCCUCUCUUUGAUCGGGGCCACGGCUUCGUGGGCGCGGCUGGCUCAGGGAUUUGCCUACACGUGGACCAGGCGUGGUGGAGCAACAUUGCGAAGAACUUCCUGGGACAUAAGUUGGUGGCUGUUUGGGGUCAAGAUUCGGAUGUUCUCGCGACUUGCGGCGGGGAAAUUUUCCGAACGCCCCUGAGUGCAGCUCAAACAGUCGCCCUGGGCUCUGCCAAGAGCGUCGCGCUGCUGGGCCCGAAGGACGUGGCAAGCUUUUCUGGAGGUGUGCCGCAUGUGACGCUGGUGGUUGGCAAGGAUCUGAACCUGACAUUCUAUGAGAGCUUCUUAAAUUGGCAUUGCGAUAAUUUAGAGCUGCUCCUGAAGGGAGCUGCUCGUCCUCGGAAUCUUCCAUGGUGGAGGAACAACAUGAGCGCCGACCACUUGAACACAGUGAUGGAGGAUAUCGCGCAUGUGGCUUCCAGAGAACGUUCCAGCGGGCGCGAUCAAGAAGCCUUUUGGCGCUUGCUUUGCGCCAG
Molecule: messenger RNA, 536 nt
Organism: Symbiodinium pilosum
Lineage: Eukaryota; Dinophyceae; Suessiales; Symbiodiniaceae
Source: the annotation of a GenBank genome assembly